ACUGUCUUCCAUUUCAAUUGUACACGCAUUCCCAUCAUAUUUGCUCUUGGUAUGUCUCAAUCGAAAAACAUGAAGUACGUGAUCCCGCGUCGCGCAUCGUGUCUCAUGUUUGUGAUGCUUAUGUGUAUCCUGCUUAGCAUGAACACUACAGAUAUCAAUAAAGAUGACUCCUGUUGCGCUGAGCACCCCAACACUGGGAGAAAGGGGAGAAACCUAGUGGUGUGUGUUGACGGUACAUCUAACCAAUUUGGGGAACGGGUAACCAUUAUGCUUGUCGAAAUUUACGCCCUCUCAUAUUUUGCCAUUAGAACACAAAUGUUAUAGAGCUAUAUAGCCAGGUGCUCAAAGACCCGGAUUGUGAACAGCUUACAUACUACAACAGCGGGAUCGGAACAUAUGCACAACCUCCGUGGAGAUCACCCACAUAUUGGGCUCGCGUGAUCAUGCAUAAGAUUGAUCUUGCAAUCGCAUGGUAUUUUUGAGGAUAUCAUUUUUGAUGCAUACCGUUGGCUUGCAGACAAUUACCAAAAGGGAGAUAAAAUCUAUCUAUUUGGUUUUUCUCGGGGAGCAUAUCAAGUUCGUGUACUGGCAGGCAUGAUUCAUAAGGUUGGCCUUAUUUAC
Messenger RNA from Serpula lacrymans var. lacrymans S7.9, 621 nucleotides. RefSeq lists its product as uncharacterized. The transcript has 4 exons. The record is from RefSeq and is a predicted model, not a curated record. NCBI's taxonomy places the organism in Eukaryota, Fungi, Basidiomycota, Agaricomycetes, Boletales, Serpulaceae. Bases 52 to 324 code for a protein of 90 amino acids.